Messenger RNA from Plasmodium malariae, 1179 nucleotides. RefSeq names its product conserved Plasmodium protein, unknown function. The transcript is spliced from 2 exons. The coding region runs from base 1 to 1179 and encodes 392 amino acids. Lineage: Eukaryota; Apicomplexa; Aconoidasida; Haemosporida; Plasmodiidae. The record is from RefSeq and is a predicted model, not a curated record.
AUGAAAAAUCCAAGUGAAGGUCCAAAGUACGAAAAUGAACGAGAAAUAAUACUAUUAGGUUUUUUAAAUGUUGAAAAUGUAUAUGGCUCAAAUUGGAGUAGUAAAAAAAAUGAAAUAAAAAAAGAUAUAGAAUAUAAAGCAGUGAAACUAAACCAAGCUUUUAAAGAUCCCACAAUAUUUCAUGAGAAAUUUGAAUUUCUUUCUUCAGAAGAUUACAAAUAUGUAAAAAAUAAUUAUAUAUAUAGCGCUAUUCUUAUAUUUAAUCCUAGUUUGAAUAAUUGUAAAAAGAGUUCAAACGAAAAGGAAGCGAAGAGUAGUAUUACCAAGGGAGAAGCAAAUGAAGUGAAAAAAAACAAAUGCAUAAUUAAUGAUGGGAAAAAAAGCAAAGACGAGAAGGUGAUACACAUAACGUGGCCGCAGGGUACGAUCACUACUACUGCUGCUACUGCUGCUGCUACUGCUGCUGCUACUGCUGCUGCUACUACUGCUACUACUGCUGCUACUACUGCUGCUACUACUGCUGCUACUACUGCUGCUACUACUGCUGCUACUACUGCUGCUACUACUGCUGCUACUACUGCUACUACUGCUACUACUGCUGCUGUCAUUGCGGCCGCCCCUGAUGAGGGGAAGCACACGGAAGAGCAACAAGCUGCAGACAAACAAAUAAAAAGUAUAUCGGAAAAAAAAAAAGAAGGCAUAGGCGUUUUAGUUGUAACGUGUAAGAAAAUGGAAAAAGUAAAAAUGAAGCAUAUCCUAAUUAAGAUGUUAAAAAAAGAAAUAAAAGUAGAAACAAUUGUUUUAAAAUAUAAAGACAAUAACAGUUCGAACGUUACAAUAAAUAGUAAUGAUGAAAAUAAUACAACUAAAAGUAAAUUAACAGAAAUAAAGUACUUCGAUCAGCAGGACGUAGUGCCAUCUAAUGCUAACAUUAACAAGCACUUCGAUGUGAAAAGAAAUAAUUUUUUUAACAUGACAGCCUAUAUAUAUGGGUCAUCUAACCUUCUAGCAAAUACGAGCUUAGUUCAAAGGGAAUAUAGGGAUGACGAAUGGGCAGAGAAGUUGCGCAGGACGAAAAAAGAAAAAGACGGAUUAAAUAAAUAUUCACGUGAUAACAACAUUGAUACAAAGAGGGAAAAUACAGUAAUAAAGUCUUUUACAUCCUUAUUUAAAAAAUGA